Messenger RNA from Neltuma alba, 1557 nucleotides. RefSeq names its product probable protein phosphatase 2C 27. The record is from RefSeq and is a predicted model, not a curated record. Lineage: Eukaryota; Viridiplantae; Streptophyta; Magnoliopsida; Fabales; Fabaceae. Bases 1 to 1140 code for a protein of 379 amino acids. Gene Ontology annotation, molecular function: protein serine/threonine phosphatase activity. The transcript is spliced from 4 exons. Gene Ontology annotation, biological process: protein dephosphorylation.
AUGGGCGUGCAAGACGCGGAGCAAGUUGGUGAAGAUAUGGAGACCCAUGAGAGCAGAAGGAGGACAUGGCCUUUGCAUUGUGAUUUCUUGCGUACCGAGAUGGAGAACUGGGAAAAGGAACCUCCUUUGACAACUUCAAGUGUUGGAAAUUCAUUUCCUCUGGAAAGCAUAGGCGAGGAUGCAGUGAUUGGAGACGAAAGACAGACAUUGAUGAAUUUCAUCCCUGUUCGUCGGUCUGGUGAGUGGUCAGAUAUUGGAGAUCGUCCUUAUAUGGAGGACACCCACAUAUGUGUUGGAGACAUGGCGAAGGAAUUUGGGUACAAAGUCAUCAGUGAGGGAGCAGUUUCCUUUUAUGGAGUAUUUGAUGGACAUGAUGGUGAGAGUGCUGCAAAAUUUGUCCGUGAUUAUCUGCCAAGACUGAUUGUUGAAGAUGCUGACUUUCCCUUGGAGAUGGAGAAGGUAGUCACAAGGUCAUUCUUGGAGACUGAUGCUGCAUUUGCAAAGUCUUGUUCUCUUGAGUCUUGCAUGCCUUCUGGUACAACUGCACUAACCGCCAUUGUACAUGGCAGGUCUUUGCUUGUAGCCAAUGCCGGAGACUGCAGGGCAGUGUUGUCCCGAUGUGGAGGGGCUAUAGAAAUGUCCAAAGAUCAUAGACCCUUGUGUACGAAAGAAAGGACGAGGAUUGAAUCCUUAGGUGGAUUUAUUGAUGAUGAUGGUUACCUGAAUGGCAAACUUGGUGUCACGCGUGCUCUAGGCGACUGGCACCUCAAAGGAAUGAAGGAAAUGAGUGAAAGAGGACAAGGAGGGCCAUUGACCGCUGAGCCAGAACUUAAAUUGAUGACAUUAACUAAAGAAGACGAGUUCUUGAUAAUUGGGUGUGAUGGAAUCUGGGAUGUAUUUACCAGCCAAAAUGCCAUUGAUUUUGCUAGGAGGCGGCUUCGAAAGCACAAUGAUGUGAAACUAUGCUGCAAGGAAAUGGUAGGGGAAGCCAUGAAGAGAGGAUCAACAGACAACUUAACCGUUGUGAUGGUCUGUUUCCAUGCAGAUCCGCCGCCCCCUGUGGUGGUAGAAAGGUCAAGAGUCAGGAGAAGCAUUUCAGCUGAGGGACUCCAGCAUCUAAGAGCUCUGUUAGAAGGAUAGAAAGAUUCCCUGUGAAGCUGCUGUUUUCUUUUCCUUUGAGCGGUUAUGUACAUAUACAUACAUACAUACAUACAUACAUAUAUAUAUAUAUUCAAGCAUCAGACAGAAAGUGCCUUCCAGCUGCUGAUUUUACUGAUUGAUGCUAAGCCUUGUUUCUGAGGAGGAUGGGGAAAGAACAGUGAGUUGCCAUGACUCUAAAGAGAUUCUUAUCAUAAUCUUGAAGCAAUUUUUCUCAUUAUUAUUGGCAAAGCAGGAUGGAAUCGUGUGAGUUGUACAGGGGUUACACAUAAUUGAUGCAUUGUAGUCCUAUUUCCAUGGGCAUAAAGUUAAAGCACUGUAAAUAAACUGUUAAUCUGUCAAACUUUCACUGAAGGCUUGCUGCUGUUGCUUCUUACAGAACCCUUUUAACUUAUUCAA